Colossoma macropomum (tambaqui) is the source of this 3420-nucleotide messenger RNA. RefSeq names its product plasmolipin. Gene Ontology annotation, biological process: myelination. Gene Ontology annotation, cellular component: membrane. The record is from RefSeq and is a predicted model, not a curated record. The coding region runs from base 223 to 759 and encodes 178 amino acids. Lineage: Eukaryota; Metazoa; Chordata; Actinopteri; Characiformes; Serrasalmidae. Gene Ontology annotation, molecular function: structural constituent of myelin sheath. The transcript has 4 exons.
GUGUGUGAGAGAGAGAGAGAGAGAGAGAGAGAGAGAGAAAGAGAGAGAGAGAGAGAAAAUAGGUGUCGUAGGUUGUUUGGAUAGAGUUACUAGGGAGUGCUCACACCUGCCUUGUGUGUGGAUCUGCGUGUCUUUCCCUGGUUUGGUCCAUUUUUCCUAAUCUUCACCUUUUCUCAAAGGACAACAUUAUUUUUUAACAAAGCCUCUGUAUUUGGAACAGAGAUGGCAGAUUUUCCUGGGAAGGUUAGCACUGAGACAAGCUCACCACAGUCUCAGACAGGAUCAAUGCAACUAAUGAACAUAUCUACGGAUUUGAACUUCAUCAAGACCAUUCCAGGGAUCCUCUUGUUCGCGGAGAUUGUUUUAGGCCUGCUGGUAUGGGCACUGAUCUCCAGUGCUGCCUACCAGGCAGUCCCUGCUUAUGGCUGGGUGAUGUUUGUGAGUGUGACACUGUGGAUCCUCUCCAUCGUGCUCUUCAUUAUACUGUUUCUGAAUCUUAAGCAGAAAUUAGUCUCAGUGCCCUGGCCUCUAGUGCUGAUGGUAUUUUAUGCAGUAGCGACUGUCCUGUACCUCACUGCUUUUGUGGCCAAUGCAGCUUCAGUCUCUGUCUAUGUAAUUUGUUAUCACUAUAAUCGUAUGGCAGCUGCUGCGUUUUUUGGCAUUGUGGUGACACUGACGUACGCCGCUAGUGCCUUCUUUGCCUACCUGGACUGGAGGGGUGAUGGGGGAAAUGCAGCCACCAGCACCGUGCCUGUGUAGAGAUGUGCUAUCUGCCUCUGGCAAGAGACUGUAUUCUGAGUCUAUAUAUGAAGGAAAGCAGAAGCAAUAUAUUUUGCUCAAACCUUUCUUCAGUGGCGUUUGAGACAGAGGCUCAUCAUGGAUAUAGUAUUGUAAAUGAUCUGUGGGCUUUGAUGUUUGUGCUCUUGUGUUCUGUGGUUUACAUACUUUGUAAGCUGGCCUGAAAAAUUAUGCAGGCUGGGAAUUUUUUUUCUUUUUUAAACCUAAACUGUUGAUCAAACAUACAGUUAAUCCAUGAAAUUGGAAAUGUGCAAUCAUACACAUUUUUCAUGUUUGACGACAUUUUGAUGUAUGUCAAUUAAAUUACAUUUAUUUCUUCUUACAUGCAUAUUUACACAUACAAUGAAACACGUAUGAAGCACUCCUUAGGUAAAAACUUUACACACUCAAUCAAUAGAGGUGGUAAAACAUUCAGACCAUAGAAACAUCAGCAAAAUGAAGCAAGGGAUUGAAUGAGAGGGUUUUUCAUCUCCUGACAGGCUACAUUUGGGAGCUGAGCACGACAUAAACUGACAAAGAAGAGCAAAAAACUGCUUUAAAACCUAUCUCAAAAUAUGAUAGAUUACAUUUGGUAUAAAAAAUUAGAAAAGGCCUGUAAUCGGUAAUCGGUGCAUAUGCCUGUUUCUUUCCCCCCAACAUAUGCUUAGCAGUCAUAGAAAUGCUCUUGGCAACGCAGGUGUAAGCGUGUUAUUUCAGCAAGAUGUCCUGUGUAAGCCUUUUUCAGCCUGAACAAUAAACUGUUCACAAUGCAUCUAAGAUAAACCAUUCAAUAGCAGGCACGUCACUUGGUGUUUCUAUGUAUUUUAGAAGCCCUUUUGAUUAAUGAGAUGCAAGUAAAUAUUUGUGGUGUAACUCGUAAGUGAAAAAACACAGGGAGGUGCUAAGGAGUGGUAAGGGUAUGAAAAUGUUCCUCGCUGAAGUCAGAUUGUACACCUGUUCAAGAAACACCACGCAUACAACAAAAGCUUUACUUUUAAUACAGCAGAUACUACAUCUAUGUGUAAUAAAGCUAUCAUAACUAAAUAUCACGGACAGUGACACCAACUAAAAAUGUAAGUCUCUUGGUAAACCUUUGAAAUACUGUGGGAGGAACCACAACAAAAGCAGGACCUAUUAGGUAAUGUCAAGUUUAAAUAUUAAACCAAAGCAAACUCAUGGUCCCCAUCAUUGAGCUAGUAUGGCAGUAAACUAAGCUCCUGAACCUGGAGCAAAACUACCCACAUGGCUGAGGGAACGUAAAUGUGAUGUUGGGGUCUUUGAAACGGCUAUGAUGUAAGGAGCAGACACUUAAAAAUGAUGGUUCUUCAAGGAAGCAAAAUGGCCCUUUAUAGAACCAUGAACACUUAAAGAACGCUUUGCAUGAUUAAAGCAUUCUAUGUAGCACCAACAUGAGUUAAUGAAUUGUUACAAGCUUGAUAUUGUAACAACAGAAAAACCCUUUUUGGUACUAUAUAGAACCCUUUUCAGAAAGGUUCUUUGUAGGACUACCUACAGCACAUUCUUUGUUAAUCUGAAGAAACCUUUCAUGUUGCGAAGAACACUUUAAUUAUGCAAAGGGUCUUUGACUGUUAAUAGUUCUCUAGAGAUCUAUUAACAUUGUGUUUACUAAAGAACCCUUGAAAAACCAUCUUUUUAAAGAGUGUAUGUAAGUGAUGAAUUUACUGUGAGUUAUAUGACACCUCAUCCCUCCUGGGCUCAGAGGGAGCCUGAUGCUGUACUGGAAGUAACCAUUGCAGAAGUAGCCGAACUCAAAGAUUUCACCAUCAGGCCAUUGCUUAGGUCCAGCCCUCGUCCCUCACGUUCCUGCAAACAAAGAAGGCUGUUAACAUUGCCCAUUCUAUGGGCUAAAGCUGAAACAAGGGAAUUACUGAUCAUAUAAUGGUGACUGUAGAAACCACAAGAAAAAUGUUUUGUCUAUUUUAAUUUGACCUUAAACAUUUUGUUGUGAUAUGACAAGCUGAUUAAAAUCAUUGGUGAGGGGCUGACUUACGUGUUUGUCACAACACAGCAUAUUGCAUUUUGUGUAAUACUUGUGUAGUAGUAGUGAGCGGUAUACUGCUUGAAUUUGAAAAUGCAGCAAACCUCCUUGAUCACCUCCCGCUGUCUAGUCCGUCGUAUUAUAAGUAGUUCACUUUGUUUUCUAAAGCCAGUGGAUAUAAAAGAAUGGCCAGACUUCAAACUUCCAGGGUUUGCCUUAGCCUAACAUGGACACCAGACUGUUUGCUGUGCUUCUUCCUGUACCACCCGAGAGGCUGCCUGACUUGGUCAGCUGCAUCAGAUGACAACGUCACAGUCUCAGGGGUCUUGUGCAAGCAAGCAGUUAACCAGCUGGUACUGAUAGUGUAAAUGACAGUAACAUAUAGCAAAUUUUAUGUUCCACCUUAAAUGGUGCAGCAGUUACGUUCAGGUACCGGUAGAGGUGCCAGAAUGUGUGCACAGCUGCUGAAUAAUAGGCCAACUAUAGUCUUGUAAGAAUUAAGACAUGAAACAAUAUUUGCACCAUUUUAGAUGGCCCAUUAUCUACUGAUAGAAAGCAAUAGUGACUUAGGCUUAUCUAUAUAUUGUUCAGUUUUGUUUUUACUAUUUUUUCACAAUAAAAAUAUUUACUUUGUUUGCUAAAAA